Messenger RNA from Amphibalanus amphitrite, 4712 nucleotides. RefSeq names its product calcium permeable stress-gated cation channel 1-like (gene Tmem63). The transcript has 18 exons. Gene Ontology annotation, cellular component: plasma membrane. Lineage: Eukaryota; Metazoa; Arthropoda; Thecostraca; Balanomorpha; Balanidae. The record is from RefSeq and is a predicted model, not a curated record. Bases 342 to 3131 code for a protein of 929 amino acids. Gene Ontology annotation, molecular function: calcium-activated cation channel activity.
AUGUACUAAUUAGUUUCAAACAGAACAUAACGUGUACAAAAUAGCUAGAAAGAUGAUUAAAACGUCAUUCAAAAAAUAAUAGCCUUCUGGUUGAUAAAUGUAACCGAUGCGCAUUAUUCGUAAAAGAUUCUGAAGCAAGCAAUUUCUUGUUCAUUUUAUGCAUGCAAUUAACAUACAAACGACACUGAGACACCGAAGCCGAUACUGAGGGAUCACCCUCACCGAGACUGAAGACCUGUAGGUCACCUUGACCACGAGGCCGACACCUUCACGCCGCCCGCGUCCGGACUCUAGCCGACAGCAGCGGCGCGGUCCCUGUGAGCCGCCGAAGGUGCGCCGCGAUGGCCACCGUCCCGCCGCCGACCACCCCGGCCGGACUGGACCCGUUCGUAGUCUGGGACGGCAACGGCACUGAGCCGCCGCCCGACUACCCCAGCGACGACCCCAACGAGAACAUCACCUGUAACCAGUACAUCAAGCACAACACCACGUUCAUCAUCUACGGAGGAUACGAGGGCGUGCCGCUGAACCUGGGAGCCAACGUCGUCCUCUGGCUGGCGCUGAUAUUUCUCUUCUCACUGUUACGGAAGAGCGCGUGGAACUACGGCCGACUGGCGCUGGUCCACAAGAACGAGCGCAGAUGGACCCAGCUGUUCUACGGUAACGAGGAGACGAUGGGCCGACUGCGCAUGCGCGAUCAGGAGUCGUUCCAGAACAUGGAGCACAGCAUUCUGGUGGACCGGGGCCUCUUCUCGUGGAUAGUCGCCAUCUUCAAAAUCGGCGAUGACGACAUACUGCGCAAGUGCGGCACGGACGCUGUGCAGUACCUGUCCUUCCAGCGGCACAUCAUGGUCUACCUGACCAUCGUCACCGUGGCCGCCAUCGGCAUCGUGCUACCCGUCAACUUUCAGGGAGAGCUCGAGGGAAAGGGCAAGGACUUCGGGCACACCACCAUCUCCAACCUGGACCCCAGCUCGUCGUGGCUGUGGCUGCACGUCAGUCUGUCGGUGCUGUUCCUGCCUCUCGGCGUCUACAUCAUGCGCCGGUUCUCCUCUCAGCUUCAUCUCAGCGGAGAGGACGGCUCGCCCGUCUCACGGACCAUCAUGAUCACGAACGUGCCGCGCGCCGCCUGUAACCGAAACAGCCUCCUCAAACACUUCCAGGAGGCGUACCCGUCGAUCGGCCUUCAGGACAUCCAGUUCUCGUACAACAUCAGCCGUCUGAUGGAGCUGGACCGGGAGCGGGACGCCAUGUUCCAGGCGAGGCUGUACGCCGACGAGUACCUGGCCAACACUGGCGAGAGGCUGGCCAUCCGGCCCUAUAUCUGUGGGAACAUCUGCUGCUGCUGCGCCCGCUGCGGCUGCGUCGAGGAGGUACCAAUGCGCCCGGAGAGAGCGGCCCGCUACCUCCCACACUCUCCCGAUCCUGGGGACGUGGGAGCGGCUCCUGGACCCGCUCCUGAUCCUCCGGACAGCAGGACUCCGCUCCUGAACGGACUCCGCCCUCCUGAGGAUCCUUCCUAUCCCGCCGUCCUACCCGGAUCCUUGGAGUCGGGGCUGGAGGUGGACGCCAUUCAGCACUACAGUCGCGAGGAGAGCCGACUAAGUCGCCAGGUGGAGAUCGAGAAGGCGGCCGCGCUCAACCAGCCGCUCGGCAUUGCCUUCAUCACGUUCAGGAGCAGAGAGAUGGCGGCCCGCGUGUUGAACGAGCACGCGCUGCUGAUGGGGUGCCGGUGCCGCCAGAACCCGCCCUCGUCCAGCCUCAGCUCGGUACUGAAACCGCACCGGUGGCAGGUGCAGGUGGCGCCGCCGCCCGAGGACAUUUACUGGCAGAACCUGAGCCACUCGUCGCUCUGGUGGUACGUGCGCUCCUUCUUCGUGAACCUGGUGCUGUUUCUGGUGCUGUUCUUCCUGACUACGCCCGUCAUCGUCGUCAACUCGAUCGACGUCGUGUCGCUCACCGACCGAGUCAAGGCCACGAGCCGGCUGGUGUCCGAGUUUCUGCCGACGCUGCUGCUCUGGACGAUCGCCGCUCUGAUGCCCGUACUGGUGGCCUUCACCGAUCGUUUCCUGUUCCACUGGACGCGGUCCUCGGAGAACUACUCCGUCAUGGUGAAGACGUUCAUCUUCCUGCUCUUCAUGGUGCUCAUCCUGCCGUCGCUAGGACUGACCAGCGCUCGUGCGUUCGUGGAGUGGGCGGUGCAGACCAAGGAUCAGACCUACCGCUGGAGUUGCAUCUUCCUGCCCGACAACGGUGCCUUCUUCGUCAACUACGUCAUCACAUCUGCCUUCAUCGGCACCGGCCUGGAGAUCAUCCGCUUCCCCGAGCUGUUCGUCUACGCCUUUCGCAUGUGCAUGGCCAGGUCUCAGGCGGAGAUAGCCAGUGUGCGGGCCGCCGUGCUCUGGGAGUUUCCGUUCGGAAUUCAGUACGCCUGGAUGCUGCUCAUUUUCGCCAUGACCACCGUCUACUCGCUGCUCUGUCCGCUCAUCACGCCGUUCGGCCUCAUCUACAUGGUCCUUAAGCACCUGGUCGACAAGCACAACAUCUACUUCGCCUACGGAGCGUCCCGCAUCAAGAAGCGCAUCCACGUCACAGCCAUCAACUUCGUCAUCUUGUCCAUCGUGCUGACGCAGCUGUGUCUGUGCUUCUUCGCUUACAUUCGGCGGGGUCUGCGGGACAUAGCCAUCUACUCGCUGGUGGGCCUGAGCGGCACACUGCUGCUGCUCAUGUCACACGUGCUGUUCCACUGGUUCCAGCUCUGCAGCCCGAUCCGAUACGAGACUAUCGACUCGUCUCAGCUGGAGGACGCGGCCGGCGGCGGAGCCAGCAGUGGUGACGAGUCUCCGCCGCAGCAGCCGUUUGUACCGAGCGUGCUGCAGCGGGCGCCCCAGGUCCGCGUCAGGGACACAGGUGACGUGUACUCGUACCCGACGGCGGCUGCGGAGACCGAGACGGUCCGGCGCCGCUCGUACGGCUCGAACCAGGAGCCGGCUUCCAACGGCAGCACCCCGCCCACCGGGGCCGGCGCGGGGGAUGAGGAACACCAGCUUUACCAGAACUAUAACCAGGAGGGCGCCGGUGAGCAGCUGCCUAUGGCAGAACGGUCGGCGGGAGGCGACCAGCAGGUGUGAUCAGCGCCGCGACGCCCCGGACUGGGCGCCCGACGCCCCCAGGGCGCCAGUGACUGAGGUCUCGGCGCUCUGAGCCCUGCUCUGAGGUGCCCCAGGCUUGGCUCCCCGGCCUGCGGCAUCACUAAAGGCGUCACUUUGUAAGCGGGUCCACGGUAUCACAAGACUGAGUGGCAAGUUGGACACGGAUCGGCAUCUCCAAGUUUGCCUGCCGUAGACGAGCGGAUGGGCUGCUGGACUGAUCUAUAUCACCGUGACUUCCUCUGUCAUGACCGUUAUCUAGCUUGGCUGGAUAGGACGAGAUAUGACAUCACACUACCUGACGUCAUAGUGGCGGAAUUGCGGUAGAGUGGCUCAUACACGUGUGCCUUCUGUAUGGGUGGAGACCUACACUGUGUUCGGGUGCGUAUUGAUUCCACCAAACCGCGGCAUCGCAGUCCGCUGAGGCCUGCAGUGUGUAACGAUCCCCGUCUGCGUCUUGUGUUCAUCUUUUACUUACUUUAAUCGGAGUUAAGACCAUACUUGGAUCGUAAGACUGUGUCAAUGCAAUUCUCUUCUCGUGUCACUUCGUUUGUACUUCAAACUCUAUUUUUUUUAAUGGAUAUUUUUCCCGUAUUCUGGAAAGCUAAACAAAUAGCGGGUCUUUUCGUUAAAUUUAAUGAUCCCAAAACUAAGCAGUUUACGUACGAAGUGCCUCAUACCGAUUCACUUAUUUUCUCAUUAUUCGUAAAAUAAUCCACAUCGUAACGCCUGUAUGAAGGUCAAUAUUGUAUGACAUAUUGCAUGUUAAAGCUCAUAUAUUAUUUAUUUGUGUUGAGUUGUACAGAGGCUACUCUAUGCGGCUUCAGAAGCUGCUUCUCCAUACUUCAAAUCGCGUCUUCAUGUGUGAUCGGGUUAUCCUAAUUACUUCUAAAUUGGCGUCUACUUAAAUACCGCGGGUUUACCUCAGACAACAGCUUCGGAAAGGUGCAUAUUGGGGUGAUGGAUUCGCUUUGGUGCUGAUAAAUGUGAUAUAGAUAGCAUUCAUAUAUUCGCGUGUAUCGUGCGUGGUGGGUCCCGCUGCUGGCGUAGGAUUUAGGUCCGUCUGAAUGUCUGCGUUAUCGUGUGUAUUAAUUCGCCAUGUAGAUGUGCCCAUAGAUUCUACCGGGUACCUCUGGUGGCUGCUGGUGCCUUGCGCGAUAUAAGACGGUCGUUCAUGACGCCUAGUACAGUGUUCCCAAUAGCGCGUAUGGUGGUCGGAGGGCAUCUAGUCAUCGGUCUCUGUCUCGUCUCUUCGCGGACAUCUGCGGUCUCUGGUUGAGUUGUAACGGUGUUCGUGCAACGAGCUGAGCAUAAAUCGGCCGAUUUUGUCACUGGGGCAGCAAUGUGGAUGAGAGCGUCCUCAGCAAACAGGCAUAAUAAACACAUUAAUUCCGUCACGGUGUGGUGCGACUCGCCUGCCGCUUCGUUCGACCCGCGACCGUAACGCGAGCUACCGGUGUCGGUGUGACGCUCUAUAACAGUGUCGCAGUCUUAAAUGGUCAGCUCGCUAGAUGGGGCUGGCGCAGUCAUUGUGGGUGUUCAGAAAUAUAUCAUCUCGUUCGA